Messenger RNA from Haliotis rufescens (red abalone), 576 nucleotides. Its product is annotated as sterile alpha motif domain-containing protein 15-like. Gene Ontology annotation, molecular function: protein binding. NCBI's taxonomy places the organism in Eukaryota, Metazoa, Mollusca, Gastropoda, Lepetellida, Haliotidae. The transcript is spliced from 3 exons. The coding region runs from base 108 to 512 and encodes 134 amino acids. The record is from RefSeq and is a predicted model, not a curated record.
GAAUAACACGAGUUGGUCACGAAUGGUAUGUGGUAGAUUAGAAACGUGACGUCAUUGUGCUUAAUGACGUCACAAUCAGGUGCAUUUCGUGCGUGCUAGUGGACGAGAUGUACAGGUCGUACAACAAUUAUAAAGUUGUAGCUUCCGACAGGAAGGCAAACGUUGCUCCGUGUUUGUACUGGGAUGUGGACAAGGUGGCCGACUGGGUGGAGGAGAUAGGCUUCCCUCUGUACAAGGAAUGUUUCCGCCGCAAUUUCAUCAACGGCCGUAAGCUGAUCUGUGUGCACGCCUCCUCGCUACCCCGGAUGGGUGUAUUGAAGUUCGAGGACAUCCUGUGCAUCACCAAGAAGAUCCGCCAGCUGUUGGACAUCGAGGCUACCGGCACGAACAACAUCUGGACCCAGAAGGACUUCAAGUACAUGUACUUUCAGCAGAAGAAACGUACCGGGCGGAUGGUGGACAAUCUCUCAUACAGAGUGUUUGUCAAGAAGUAUGACAAGCUCUUCAGAUAGACAGAUGUUGAGUGUCCGCCCGAAAGAUGUAGCAGUUUCUGAAUAUAUUAAAACCUAAAAUCUA